GCCCUGGGAGCUGGAAAUAAAGUGGAGGGAGGGUUGGGCUGAGCAGGGCAGGAUUGGAAGGUUAAAAGGCUGUGAGCUGGAGGCCCAACACUAUCCAGCUGACGAGGAUGGAAUACGCCAUGAAGUCCCUCAGCCUUCUCUACCCUAAGUCCCUCUCCAGGUACACGGCAGUGAGCACUUCGGUGGUGACCCAGCAGCAGCUGUCGGAGCCCAGUGCAGAGGCCUCCAGGGCCCGGCCCUGCAGAGUAACCACUGCUGACCGGAGUGUGAGGAAGGGCAUCAUGGCGCACAGUCUUGAAGACCUCCGUGUCAAGGUCCGGGAUACCCUGAUGCUGGCAGACAAGCCUUUCUUUCUGGUGCUGGAGGAAGAUGGCACAACUGUAGAGACAGAAGAGUAUUUCCAAUCCCUGGCAGAUGACACCGUGUUCAUGGUCCUCCACAAGGGGCAGAAAUGGCAGCCCCCAUCAGAACAGAGCACUAGGUACCAGCUCGCCCUCUCCCGCAAGCCUGCCAAGAUCGAUGUGGCCCGAGUAACCUUCGACCUAUACAAGGUGAACCCACAGGACUUCAUUGGCUGCCUGAACGUGAAGGCAACUCUCUAUGGCACAUACUCCCUCUCCUAUGAUCUGCACUGCUCCGGGGCCAAGCGCAUCAUGACGGAAGCUCUCCGCUGGGCCCUCUUCGGCAUGCGUGCCACAGGCCACAUGCUGCUCGGCACCUCCUGUUACCUGCAGCAGCUCCUGGAUGCCACAGAGCGGGGACAGCCCCCCAAGGGCAAAGCCACAUCCCUCAUCCCAACCAGUCUGAAGAUGCUGCAGUGAAAGCCCAGCCAAGGACCAGACUGGGGACCCCAUGCUCAGCUGGUAGCACCCACAAGCCUGGCAGCUUAGAGAGCUUCUUACCUUCCCACAUCUCCCUCAGCUCUACGGGACCAUGAAUGAGGAAGUGGGGGGAAGGGCCUGAAACCUGGGCUGGGCCAGCCAAAGGAGAAAGGAGGGCUCUUCGCCUGGCCUGGCUCCAGGCCCCAGGUAGCUUAGCGGACUAAGACUCGUCACUAGCAGGCAAUGGCAGGGAGGCUGCCCCUCAGCAAGCUGUCUUCACGUGCUACUUUCAUUACACUGCCUGCCUCCCGGUCUCUCAUCUCAAAUGCUCCUGAGUCAACCCACUUGUGUGGGUUAGAGAGGUCACAAUAAACUAUAUAUGCUGAUA
Cervus elaphus (red deer) is the source of this 1209-nucleotide messenger RNA. It is a transcript of the gene CIDEC, whose product is annotated as cell death inducing DFFA like effector c. Lineage: Eukaryota; Metazoa; Chordata; Mammalia; Artiodactyla; Cervidae. The record is from RefSeq and is a predicted model, not a curated record. Gene Ontology annotation, biological process: apoptotic process; regulation of apoptotic process. The transcript has 6 exons. The coding region runs from base 108 to 821 and encodes 237 amino acids.